AUGCGAGAGCCUUUGGACAAUCUUAAGAUAUCUGGAAUCUUUGGCUCGUCAUCAAAAUCACGGACUUGUUACUCAACAACCAAGAAUUUGGUGGCAUAUGCCGCUUCUGGAGGUGUAGUAGUAGCAAGACUAGAUCUAGGGGCUCAGAGAGUUAGCGAGCAAAGGUUUUUUUGUGCCUCUUCUAAAUCUCAUAGGCAAGAAGUGUUUUCUACAGCUAGUUUAUCAAAAGAUCAGUACGGAUUGAUAAAACCUGAACAGAGCAUAGUGAUUAAGGGUGACACAUGGAAUGAUGCCGAUGAAAAUUCCGACAAGACUAUCACAAUUGGAUCUGACCUUUCUCCUGCAAGGUGCUCCCCAUCCAAGAUCAAAGAUAGAAUAAAAGAUAUCUCAUGUUUGUGUCUUUCUAACGAUGGAAAGUUCUUGAUCGUAGGAGAAACUGGACAUCAACCUAGAAUCCUACUCUACUCAAUGGCGCCCGAUUCUAAUGACUACCCAGUUUUUGUUAUCCACCAACACAGCUAUGGAAUAUCCCAAUUACAAUUUCACCCAGAGGACAGCACUAUUUUUACCAGUCUAGGGCUUAUCAAUGACGGUUUUUUGCAUAUUUGGAAGCUUUCUUCCCACGGUGUGCGUCUAAUUGCAAGUAAUAAAAACUCCACUAUAGUGCUAGGACUCAAUUGGUAUAAAGACUCAGCACUUGUGACAUAUGGAGUUAGACAGAUAAAAGUGUGGAAAUUUGAGAACCCCAAUAACGCGGCUAAUAGUAAACUGGCGAUAUCUAGAACAAGAACUGCAAUAAAGGGGAAAAACAUCGUUCUCGGGUCUUUAAUAGAAUCUACGUUUAUUGAUUGUGAGCGCUUAAGAGGAGAUCAGCUUCUUUUUCUGACUGAUUCCUAUCAGAUAGUAUUGUAUCAAAAUGGAUCAUUAAUUAGUUUCUUCCAACUGGAUUCCAAUAAACAAUACGACAACAUUCUUGUAGAUUGGGACAACGAUAAACUAUGGCUAUCAUAUGAUGAAUCUGUUGAUAGCAUUCCUCUCACACAUAUACUAAAUCACCAAGAAAGGUUAAGACCAACAACAGGUAGUCUGAAUUCCAGAAGCUCAAGUCCGAUUAAAUCAAAGCUAUUCGAUACAAAGUUAACCGAACCGGAAACCAGUCCUCGUGACAAACAAAGGAUUCUAAUGAUGUCUUUGUUAGACGAUAAUGUGUUGCUAUAUUGUACGUCAAAGGGAGAGAUCUCUGUAAUAACAGAGGGAGGUAUCAACCAAAUAUCAAAUCCUUCGCUAAAUGAUAUCAACGUAUUCAAGAAGAUAGACCAAAACUUGGCAGUUAUAUCCAGCAAAAAAGGUGAUAUAAAACUAUUUAAUGGUCUUGAACUAUCAAAAUAUGACAUCGAGCUGCCGGAUCUACCUCUCAGCGAAGAAAUAACAGCACUUGAUUUGAGUUUAACCGAUAAUCGCUUAGUAGUUGGAGACUCAACCGGUAAAUUGUUAAUCUAUAAGGAAAACGAAUGUGAAUACCAAGAAAAUAUACACAGUUCUGCCAUAAAUGACGUACACAUUUUUGAAAAAGACCAAAUUAAAGUAGUUAUCACUGUCAGUAGAGAUAGAACGAUGAAUUUUAUCCAAUUGGUAGACGGGGAGUGGUGUAUUUGCGAAACGAUCAAAGAUAACAAGGGGAACAUUAUUCAGUUAGAAAUCUCUGAUAAUCAGAUAUACACCAUAUCCAGUGAUCGAACAGUAUCGUGUUAUCGUCUUGACAUCGUGGACCAUAUGAUAAAUGUUUCGAAAGAAAAUAUUCUUUCUGUGAAAAACUCUCCUUUGAAGUUGCAACUAACAAAUUCUGACAUUGUAGUGUCACGUUCUGAUAAAAGCAUCCAGAUAUUCGAAAGGGAUAACACCUCCAGUCCAAGGGUACUUCGUCUACUGGAUGACCAAGGAGAUGGGAUCCUAGUGAACCAAUUCUACGUCAACAAUGAAAAAGAUCAAAUUAUCUGCUCGUCAUCCUUGGACAAAGCUAUUAGAUGCUACAGUUUCGUUACUGGUAAAUGUCUUAACCAAUAUUAUGCACAUGCGGAUCCAGUGAUAGGCAUGACAACCGUCGCCAAUAAGUUUGUUACUGUAACAGGAAAUGGGUGCUUGUUCUCUUGGGAAAUGAAGACAAAGGAAGAUAUAGCGGAAACUGCAACUACGGCGGAAAAUCUCGAUUUAGUUAGUAGCGCUUUUACCGAAAUGACAGUCUCUGUACCAUCCACCCCGGUGAAAAGUCCCAAGGGCAUAUCCCCGGUCAAGCUUACACACCCUACACCAUCGUACUCCCCAAUAAGAAAAGAAAGUCCUGUUAGUAGUUCCCCCAGAAGAGGGAUCAUACCUGCCAACCAAUUAAUAACCUCCAAGGUUGACUCCCAGAAUAUCUUAAACACACUACGGCAGUUGAGAAGACUAUUAGCAAACAAUGAGAAUGUAGAAAACAUAGGCGAGAUUCGCAAAGAAGUGUCUGUAAUUCAUGCACUUCUAGAGCCACAGGAAACCCUACUCCAAGAUUUUGGUGACAAACUACUGCAGUUGGUGGAGGCAAAGCUACAGAAUUGA
Kluyveromyces marxianus DMKU3-1042 is the source of this 2592-nucleotide messenger RNA. Its product is annotated as WD40 superfamily family protein. The transcript has a single exon. The coding region runs from base 1 to 2592 and encodes 863 amino acids. The record is from RefSeq and is a predicted model, not a curated record. Gene Ontology annotation, biological process: regulation of mitotic cell cycle; mitotic spindle organization. NCBI's taxonomy places the organism in Eukaryota, Fungi, Ascomycota, Saccharomycetes, Saccharomycetales, Saccharomycetaceae. Gene Ontology annotation, molecular function: protein binding. Gene Ontology annotation, cellular component: mitotic spindle.